Molecule: messenger RNA, 1298 nt
Organism: Cuscuta europaea
Lineage: Eukaryota; Viridiplantae; Streptophyta; Magnoliopsida; Solanales; Convolvulaceae
Source: the annotation of a GenBank genome assembly
CCAGGCCAGGGCAUGCAAGUGAUUAACAAUACAUACUCGUAUAAUAUAUAAUAAAGUUGAGAUAGUUAAUUCCAGUACGUACUAUACGUUACAUAUAUACGUACGUAGAGAGAAUACAUACAAUAAUACAUAUAUGGCUCAUUAUUGGUUGUUGGUUGUGUUAAUAAUUUGCAUGAUGAAUAUUUAUGCGGGGAAUGGACUGAGUUCCGAUUACUAUGAGAGCACUUGUCCUGAGGCAGAGGCUGUGGUGACAGAGGUGGUUAAGGCGGCAUCACUGGCUGACCAAACUGUUCCUGCGGGAUUACUCAGGAUGCAUUUCCAUGAUUGUUUCAUUAGGGGGUGUGAUGGAUCAGUGCUACUGGACUCAAAGAAGAACAGUGGGGAGAAGAAUGGACCUCCCAAUCUCUCUCUCCACUCAUUCUUUGUGAUUGAUGAUGCCAAGAAGGCUGUGGAAGCAAUUUGUCCUGGUGUUGUCUCCUGUGCUGACAUUUUGGCCUUCGCAGCCAGGGAUGCAGUUGUUGCUGCAGGGGGGCCUUACUGGGAUGUCCCAAAAGGAAGAAAAGAUGGGCGAGUGUCGAAAGCCAGUGAAACCCUACAAUUGCCAGGUCCUGCCUUCAACAUAUCUCAGCUGUACGUUAGCUUUUCCCAGCGAGGUCUCUCCAUGGAAGACUUGGUGGCUCUUUCAGGUGGACACACGAUAGGUUUCUCGCACUGUUCAUCCUUUGAGAGCAGGCUGCACAACUUCAACGCCACCAACGACGUGGACCCCACGCUGGACCCCACAUUUGCAGCCGGGCUGAGAAGGGCCUGCCCACUGGAAAACAAAUCUAAAAACGAUGGAACUGGAAUGGACCUCGAUUCCUCCACCUCCUUCGACAAUAACUACUUCAAGCUCAUUCUCCAGGGCAAAACCUUGUUCUCCUCCGACCAAGCUUUGCUCUCUCAUCCCAAGACCCAGGCUUUGGUUUCCAAGUACGCUGACUCCAAACAAGACUUUUUUAAGGCUUUUGCCGAUUCCAUGAUCAAGAUGAGCAGCAUAUCAUCAGGUGCCGACGGAGAUGUCAGAACUGAUUGCAGGGUAGCUAGCUAAUAAUCGAUUGAUUAAUCACUUAUUUUACCACCACACCAUCCAAAAGCCAGUACAUCUUAUAUAUGUAUGUGCUAUGAUCCAUUUGCAUGCAUGAUAGUCCAUAUAUAAAUAUGGGGUGUCUUUCUUAGCUUUCUUUAUACGCAAUAACAACUAAGCGCCAAGCAACUUAGGGUUGGCUGCGAGUUUCUUUUAUUGUUCCAACACAUUU